Aspergillus campestris IBT 28561 is the source of this 480-nucleotide messenger RNA. RefSeq lists its product as uncharacterized. The transcript has a single exon. The record is from RefSeq and is a predicted model, not a curated record. Lineage: Eukaryota; Fungi; Ascomycota; Eurotiomycetes; Eurotiales; Aspergillaceae. Bases 1 to 480 code for a protein of 159 amino acids.
AUGCCCUUCCAAACCCACCGCCCAUCUCAAACCCUCCUCAUCCCCAAAAAGCGACCCCUCCUCGAGCCUACCAAAACCAAAGUCAAGGCUGUUCAGCACCAAACAUUCAAUAAUAGUCCCACCACCACCACUAAACCGGGAGAACAAGAAAAAGAAGGACAAACCCAACCUACAGAAUACGAUUUCGCGCGCAUCCCGCAGCCGUUUCUGGAUCCGCGGUUGUGGGAGAAUAUUAAGGUUGUGGAUUCUUUGGUUACUUCUUCUUCUACUACUACUUCGUCGUCUACUGCAGCUUCUUCUGGUGGUGGUGCUGCUGCUACUGGUGCUGCUACUGGUGGUGCGAGAGUAAGCAAUAGGGAGAAAAGCGCAACGAACGAGAAAGAAGCAGAAGAAGAAGACCGCAAGAAGAGCCUAAGAGAGGCGGAGUAUGGGCGGAUGGCUGUUAGGGGGAGGACUGGGGUGAGGAGGGGGUAUCGAUGA